AUGAUGCGCGAACAGGUUGUUGGCAACAUUCUUCCGAGCCCUGGAUCUCCCCCCGGAAUGACUACAUCCAAAAGCUCAAAAUCAUCCUCCUUCCAGUCGCUUAAUAGUGAUGACGGCAGCGUCCUGGCCGACGUUGGCCACUUCGAAGACAUUGGCCUGGACGAUGACAAUGUCACCCUCAAAGUCAAUGUUCGCCCAGGACCAACGCCAUUGACCACCUCGAUUGGGCGCAAUUUGGCAGGCGGAAAACGGCCACCGGGCCCAAAACCGCGCCGGUCGUUUCCAAACCUCCAAACAAACGUCUACGCAGCUAAUCCCCGAAGCACAAGCCUCGCCGGCCUCACGGAUCCGCGCUCGCUCUCCUUAAAUCGAGGACAUUCUACAACAUCUUUACUUGUGUCCCAAAGAAAUCGCAGCACCAGUCCCGGUUUAUCUCUGAACCCCAGGGACGUCAACCUGCCGUCAAAGCCGCAGCCCAGACCCCGGAGGGGAAGCUGGCAGGCGAGCCGUGAGCGCAAGAGCUUGCAAGAGCUUGAACAUGAGUGUGAUGAGGACGAUGGCGAUGACAUUCCCGAUGGCGUGGUCCUUGAAAACGUUCCCAUUUCUCCCCGCCCUGCUCACGAGCGCCCCCCAAGUCGAGCUCCGUCAGUUUCACCGUCACCAGACCGUGCUCCCAAAGAACGGGUACGAAGCGUUGGGAAUGGCACACCAGCCGUUGCUCAAGCACAGGGGUCGCUGCGCUCUCCAUCGUGGAAAGCGGAUGCCACCGACAAAGCGCCUCCAAGCCCUCUUAAACUACGCGCCAAUAGCUGGAAUCUGGCUCUCGCAGAAUUGAAUGCUGAAUCCAAAGCCUUGACCGAGAAGUUGGAGGAGCAUGCGGACGAGCUGUAUGACCGAUUCAGCAGGCGGCCUUCUGGAUCAGCCAGACCCAACACCUGGGACUCCAGCCAGUUGCCUUACGAUCAUGUGUACGACAAAAAGGAACGAGUCAAGUCGUCAACACCCGAGUUACCUCCGUUACGUAGAACAAACAUCAUGGUCGAUCCUCUACCUAUUUCCAAAGAGAAGGAAGCUGUUCUCAGCCGGACACGACCGUCCUGGCUGCCACCCAAGGAUCCAGCCGAAGAGCGCCGUCACCUCAAGCAGUAUCAGAAAAUGAUGGCCGCCAGUGCCAAGGCAGAUGAGAGACGUGAAGCCGCGCGACGUUCUAGAACAGAGUCCCGGGACAACACCGCUGACAAUCUUAUGCAUAUCUGGGAAGGCGAUAUUAUCCCACGGUGGAAUGAUGCCAUACGCGAGAGACGAACGAGGGACAUGUGGUGGCGGGGAGUUGCUCCCAGAAGUCGUGGUCUCGUUUGGGCUCGUGCCAUUGGCAAUGAGCUUGGUCUGACGGAAGCUACUUUUCGGACGGCUUUGGCACGAGCCCAGGAUUUGGAAGAGCGUGUUCGGACCGACCGGGCGGAUGCUGAAGAUACCAGACGAGCCAAAUGGUUUGAGCACAUUCGCAAAGAUGCAAGCAAUAAGACCUGGAAAGACCUCAAGAUCUUUGAGAUCACCGGACCGCUACACCAGUCGUUGGUGGAUGUGCUCAGUGCAUACGCCAUGUACAGGAAUGACAUUGGUUACGUGUCUGGGUGUAAUACCAUUGCAGCAUUGCUCCUUUUAAACCUCCCGAAUGCCGAAUCAGCUUUUGUUGCGCUUGCCAACGUAUUGAACCGACCUCUACCUCUAUCAUUCUUCACCGCCGACGAGACAGCACAAGCCUCUGCCUAUAAUCUGGCUUUACAGACACUUGGCCACAAAUCGCGACCGCUUCAUGAACAUUUGACCAAAAUUGUGCAGGAUCUGACGCCGGAGCUUUACUUGGCCGACAUGUUCCUCAGCAUGUUCACUGGCAAUCUUGCUAUUGACGAAGCAGCACGCUUAUGGGAUGUGUAUGUGUUUGAGGGCGAUGCCUUACUGGUUCGAGCCGCCGUGGCGCUGUUGCUCUCUCGUGAAAUGGCCCUUCUUGGGAGCAAGACUUCUGAAGAGGUCGUGGCUGUUAUGGCACGGGUAAACUCGAGUCCUGGAUCAGCACGGGCUGUAGGUGAAGUUGGAGCCGAGGACCGAUUCAUGGCAGCAGUCCGUGACGCUGGAAAGGCUUGA
This is a messenger RNA of Pochonia chlamydosporia 170, 2145 nucleotides long. Its product is annotated as TBC1 domain family member 14. The transcript has 2 exons. Lineage: Eukaryota; Fungi; Ascomycota; Sordariomycetes; Hypocreales; Clavicipitaceae. Gene Ontology annotation, molecular function: GTPase activator activity. Bases 1 to 2145 code for a protein of 714 amino acids. Gene Ontology annotation, biological process: activation of GTPase activity. The record is from RefSeq and is a predicted model, not a curated record.